Tribolium madens (black flour beetle) is the source of this 2418-nucleotide messenger RNA. RefSeq lists its product as uncharacterized. The transcript is spliced from 5 exons. Gene Ontology annotation, biological process: sensory perception of taste. Lineage: Eukaryota; Metazoa; Arthropoda; Insecta; Coleoptera; Tenebrionidae. Gene Ontology annotation, cellular component: membrane; neuronal cell body; axon. The record is from RefSeq and is a predicted model, not a curated record. Bases 818 to 2101 code for a protein of 427 amino acids.
CUGAGUCACUCUACUACACCUACUCAAAAACCUCCUCAAUGUUUGGGUUUGGGCCUCCUCUUCUUAUAGUGGUGCGCCGGAGCGUGCUUUUUGAAAAUGUUGUGCCCCUCCUCAAAAUCAUAGUUUUUGUGAUCGCUCUCCCAGUCGUUCUGCAAAUCGAGAUCUUCCUCUUUGGGGUGGUAGCUGUGCAAAUCCAAGGGCUUUUCCUUCUCCUUCUCGUGGAAGUAGUGGUGGUGUUCGGGCACUUUGACCAAGUGGGGUUUCUCUUUUUCGUGGAAGUAGUGGUGGUGUUCGGGAAUUUUGAUGAUUUUUGUGUGGUAGACGGUCUUGAUUUUGGUGGGGACGUGGAUGCGGUGGUGGACGCUGAAAUAAGUGGGUUAGAUGCGUUUUGGGGGUUGGGGGACUUACUGGUGACCGGGGGAGCCCAGGGUUUGCUCCAAGGUUGCAAGGAACAAGAUCAAGACACUGACCUGGAAAUGAGGGAUUACGAAAUUUCAAGAGCAAGUUUGUUUAUUUUCAUGCAGGAACAUUAAUUAUUAUGAAGAGAGCGAAGAUAUCCUGUCAUUUCUGUUCAAAUAUCCAAUCAGUAAAUUGACCGCGGCCGAGGCAGCACAGGUGGAAGUCUUAAUAACAACUCUCACAAUCCAAAAACCGGUUUUGCGAGCUUCGGACAUUUUCACAGUCGGUACUCGUCUUCUAGCCUCGGUAAGAAAAAGCAAAAUUGGGCAAAACUCAAGCUCGACUUGCAGAUUUCCGGAACGGUGGUCACCUACGUGUUGGUAGCACUGCAAUUCCACGCCUCUUGGGCAGACUAGUCAUGUAUCUCAGCACCAAGCACACCACUCCAGUCUUCGAGCUGAAGAAAAACACCAUUUGUUUCUGCAAGAUGCUCAGACCGCUCCUCUACGUUGGGAGGUUCUUAGGCUUUUUGCCCUUAGCUGUUGAACAUCAGGGAGGGAAGUGUGUGUUUAAAAAAUCAAUCACUUUUAUUUGUCUCUCACUUGUGAUUAUCGGGGUUUUGGCGUUUCAAGUUUUCAACUCUAUUGAUUUUUUCCACUUGACCAAGACCAAAUCGUUACCAAUUCUUCUAAACAACAUUACAGAUGCCAUCUAUGGAGUCUAUAUCAUUAUUUUGAUUGCAAUUAACUUGUACCGUUUUCCUAGAUGGGUCAAGACACUCAACAAGUUUCCCUUGGUGCUCAAAGAAGGGAUUUUUUGUCAAUCUGCAAUGAAGAUUGUUCAAAAAAUUGUUUGGUACAUUUUAGGGACAACUGUCGUAGCAAUUGUGUUCCAAGUCAGUCUUUUAACAUUCUUGCACUUCUCGCAAACCUACCAAACGGACUUUGACUACAAUUUCUUCAUCAACAAACUCCUCCAAAACAUCUCAUUCAUCUUCUACGUCAUUUUCUUCACUGUCAUUUCAAUUUUUAUCGGAAUUUUGGCGUGUUUCGAGAAACUAACCAUCAGUUGUCUCAAAUACACCCCAGUUCACCCCAUGAAAGGCAUAAAUGAGACUAACAACACCCGGGAUUUUCUCGGUCUAGUCACUUAUAAGUUGUGUAAGGAGGAACACCCCUGUUCCGGGCGUUUAGCCAAAUUACCACAAGCCGAAGUUGUUGAAUUUUUGCGAAUUUUGCACGAAGAUAUCAGUUUGGUUAUAUACGAAGUCAACGAUUGUCUCAAUCCCCAGUUCUUGUGCCAUACUGUCGUCGAGUUGACGGUGUUAAUUGUCCAGUGGUACGCCGUUAUUGUCUACAUGGCCUUCACCUUCAAGGCUCCUCUAGCUAGCAGUAUCCACGUGGUGAACUGCUUCUUCGUGGUUGUUCACACUCUAGGAAUUUUUCUCUUUCUGAAAAAUGCCCAACAGCUGAAAAACAUGAUACAAGGCUUGAACAAUUUCCUGUUGGAGUAUUCGACGAGGAUUUCGUCGCUGGAGGAGCAUCAACAAGUGAGGCUUUUUAUUGAAAAGUUGAAACAACAUCGGCCGUUGACUGCGAGUGGAGUUUUUACUAUUGAUUUAGGGAUUGCUGGACCGAUAUCUGCAAACAUUCUAACUUAUGUUUUAGUGGCAUUACAGUUCGAAAUACCAAAGGAAGAGUAAAGUUGAAGAAAGUUUUACUCUAUCACAAUUUUAUCAGUUUUUUCAUCACUACUUGUUCUGAACUUCUUGCAGAUAAAAUUGUAAAUAAAACGUGUUUGUUAUGUAUAUGUUAUAUUAUAAAAAAAUAUAUAAUUAAUAACAAAAAAUAUCAACAAUAUUUACAAAGACACAGACAUACAAUGACACAAAAACACGAUGACGAUGAUAAAUUAUGAACUAACACUAAAAAUGACAGACUUUAGGUACUUUUGGCAUCGAUUAUUUGUCAUAACCGCCAUGAUGACCGCCGUGGCCGCCUCCAAAUCCGCCACCUCCGC